Molecule: messenger RNA, 3769 nt
Organism: Microbotryum saponariae
Lineage: Eukaryota; Fungi; Basidiomycota; Microbotryomycetes; Microbotryales; Microbotryaceae
Source: the annotation of a GenBank genome assembly
AUGCCCGACACCACGCUGCGCCACGAAUUCAAAGCCUGUGCGAUUCUACUAGGCCUAGACCAACCCCCGACCAAGCUCCGUUCGCCUUCGUCAGCAACCUCAUCGAGCAAGAACAGGCAGGAGCAGCUUAAUGAGUUGUUGCAGCGCAGGUUGGACGGGUAUCAUGCUCUGAUAGCUAGGGGGGAGGAGACUCGGGAGUCGUUGGAUCAAAUCAGUCGUCAAGACGAGUUGGAACGCGAGACCGCACGAGCGGCUCUAAGGAGUCUCGCCAACGUCAAUGAACUGCUUCAAGAAACGACUUCGCGCAAGGAGACCGCUCCACCUCCUACCCCGGCGAAAGGACGCGGUGAAGUCAUGCCACCACCGCCACCCAAGUUAAGCGUCAAGGACAACCAAGUCGUCUCUCAACUUGCCGGUAUCGUCGCAAGAUGGGGGAUCGCAAGAUCCGUCGCCGCAGGAAUCUUGCCAACUUCUUUGAUGACGACUCGGCAAUCCCCUACUGCACCCAACAAAGGCAAGAUCGUCGAGAUCCUCGAGGAGGAAACAAUACCUGAUGGUCAGGGACGACUGGAGCAUUUCGUACACGGCGUGUUGGAGCUCAUUGGGCCCCGAGCGGAUGGGGAGAUGAAGCAGCUCAUCAUCCCUCAGGUGUUACUACCUUUGAUUGGUGGGUUGGUGCAGCUCUCAAAGUCGACGACAAAGCAUGUGGAUAAACCCCCUAGGUCGGAGUAUCAGAACCAAUUGGACGCACUACUUGGCAGGUAAGACUGUUUUCUCUCCAAAGAAAUGAGUCGACGGAGAAAACUGGAAGCUCAUCGCCCGCUUUCUCCUCCCCAGUCGUCCACCCACCGUCAUCAUCCCAAACCUACUCGCCAUACUGUCCACAUUCUCAACAGAAAACGACUGGAUCAAACCGACGAUCGCCAACUUGCUCUCGCGACAACUCUUGCGCACGGGAGGCGUUCGAUCCUUGUUAGUCGUCGUUGUCGGGGUGGGAUCUGCAGCGGGCUCGGCGGAUCACGUCGAUACGAGAAAGAUGGAUUUGGUGAUGAGAUUGUUGAGGGCUCGGUCGGGGGAUGUUGAAGAUGAGGUAGGCUGGAAAGCACGGGUCAUUUUCACGGCUAUUCGCUAACCGAUUCCCCUUACGCUUCGAAGGACUAUUACUCCUCAACACUACACCAGCUCUUUGACAUCCUUGACUCGGCUAUCCAAUCUUCUCUGGACCCAUCAUCAUCCAAAACCCCGCCACCUCCGGCCACGAUCCUGCGAAUCACCGUCUACGUCCUCUCCCAUUUCAUCAUCACCCCGCCCCAUCCUUCUUGCGCCCUCUUCACCUCCAAGAAACUUUACGCGGCUUGUCUGCCUUUUGAUUAUUCGUGCGCCUCGCCGUCCUCUGUAGUCACGGAGGAUGACGUCAACCCACCCGCCGUCACUCCGUUCGAGCUACUAUCGUGCCUCACUCGACUUUCAUGGAUCACCCUCUACGCGCCCCCUUCCUAUUCAUCAUUCUUGGUCAACCUUCUCUCGCCGAUCCUUGCAACGCUCUUGAGUCUCUACACUUCCCUCAACCCAUCCCUCGAAUCGACCCAUCCUUCUUUGGGUGCUGCUGAUCCGCGCUUCGACGAGGAGACUAAAGCGUUGUUACAAGUGUGGAACAAAUCGAUCGUAGGUUGUCAAACGGAGGGAAACGGGAUGGAAUUCAAAGGAGGGUUGGCCGAUGAGGGCGUCAAGAUCUUUUCGAGGGCGAUUGAGAGGAUGGAGAAAGGGGAGGUGUUCGGGUUUGAUAAUGGGGGAAGGGAAGCGCAGUUCGUCGUCGACCCCUCGGCCAAGGGGGGAAUAGCGAUUCGGGUGCUCGAGCCUUUGGAAGUGAAACAGCGGGAAGAGGAGGCGAACUUGGACUCGAUAGUGGAUGCUCAGAGUGUGGUAGGGUGGUUGAAGGAGUGUGGGAAUGGGGAGUUGAAUGGGGCGCUGCUGAUUAGGUGGUUGGACGAGUUGAGUGUGUUGGGGAGGGAGAAAGGAUUUGAAGGGGCCAAGAAGUGAGUCAUCUUACUUCCAAAUCGGCGUCGAGGAUGGACAUUGAAAGUUGACCUUGUGUGUUUUGUGGGUGCUUAGGAGCUUGACGAGGCUUCAGUUGGUACUACAAAUGGUGGAAGAGAUGGGUAGCGAGAUCUUGAAGAACCCGGAACAACUCGUUGGGUUCGUUGCACACGCCUUGGAGGACGAUGAGGACGAUGGGAAGGAAACGAAGGAUACCGGUGUCAAAACCGAGGAAGUCAACAAGGAGGAAAGUCCGAGUAUAUUCAAGCUCAAUCUCAUCGAUGACGACCCGAGCAAGGCUUCCGAAGAAGACAACGGCGAAGAACCCAUCAUCCCUGGUGUCGGAGCCGACGAGAUGCGUCUGACGGCCUUGACGCUCCUCCUCGCCCUAUUGGAAGCGAACGAAAGUAUCUCACCUUCUUCGAACGCGCUCAUGUCGACGAUCUACGAGAAGCUCGAUUCGAUCGCCGAGAAAUCCAAGUCGGAGUUGGUCCCUUCCUUGGCGAGAGAAGCCAAGCUCGUCCUUUCUGCUAGGGAAGCACUUCACGCGUCGACCACAGUUGGGGCAACGGAAUCCAAGGCGGCUCCUUACAGCGAAUCACGCAAGACGUACCAACUCGCUCUCCGCUACCUCCAAGAUCCUCUCCUACCCGUCAGAGCCCAAGGUCUCUCCCUCCUUCGGACGCUCGUCCAUUCAGGAGACGCGUUCCUCAAGACCGAUCCCGCGCUCGUCCCGGCAGUCUUGGACAUCUUUGUCCAGUCCCUUUCGGAAGAGGAUUCGUUCCUCUAUCUGAAUGCGAUCCAGGGGCUUUCGUCACUUGCUGAUGUGUAUGGAAAGCAGAUCGUACGAAGGUUGUUGAUGGUUUAUCGAGGAGGGUCGAGUGAAGGGAUCAAGGCUAUCCCCGAGGACGAAGGCGGACGGGCGGAAUUGGAUAAACGUUUGAGGAUGGCCGAGACGUUGACGCAAGUGAUCGAACGAGCGGGUCAAGCGCUAUCGAUUCUCGUGGCCGAUCUCGUGCCGACGUUGUUGGUGGUUUUGAGAGGACGGGACUUGCCGACGCCUUUGAGGAGCUCGGCAUUGACUGUUUUGGCGAGUUGUGUUGAAGUCGAGGUUAAGGCUGUCAAGGGAUGGGUUGGGGUGGUUGUGGAGGCGUGUUUGACGUUAUUGAGUAUCGAGUCGAGGCCUCUGAGGAAGAAGAGGCAGGUACAAGUCGAGGAGGAGGAUUCUAGUUCUGAUGACGAUGAGGAGGAAAGAACGGCGAGGCUACCGAACCCUUUCAAGACGGCCUCGGACAACGCGGACAAAAAUAAACGACCUGAAGAGACGCCCGAUCCCACCUCGAAGGACACGAACCAUCCGGCUUUCAGAAGGUCCGCGCUGUUGUUUUUGUCAUUGACGUUGAGGUCGAUCCAGAAGCUGAAGUAUGCAGCGAUAGAAGAGGGGCUGGAUGAGGAGGGCUAUGACGAGAAGAGGCCUUUCGGGAAAGGAGGAAUGAAGAUGCCCAAUUCUGGAACGGGUGGCAUCAAGAACCCCAUCAUCCUUUCGAAGGACGUCUUUGUUUCGGCAGAACAGGCCAAGAAGGAGGUGCGGAAUGAACUAGAAAACGAGUGGGAUGUCGAUUUAGGGAGGAUCAGGGUUGUUCUGGAGUACGUCAAGGGCACGGACGAGGAUGGAUUGGUGCGACAUCAGGCGGGGCAGGUCUUGGAAGAGGUCGAGGCGUUUUAUGUUUGA